Messenger RNA from Salvelinus sp. IW2-2015, 4160 nucleotides. RefSeq names its product protein phosphatase PTC7 homolog. Gene Ontology annotation, biological process: protein dephosphorylation. Gene Ontology annotation, cellular component: mitochondrion. The record is from RefSeq and is a predicted model, not a curated record. Lineage: Eukaryota; Metazoa; Chordata; Actinopteri; Salmoniformes; Salmonidae. Gene Ontology annotation, molecular function: protein serine/threonine phosphatase activity.
UAGGUUGUUACAAGUGUAUUGGUAUGUUUCUAUAAAAUAUCAUUAACUAGACCGUUCCCUCCCGAUCUCGCCUUCGCAGACGUGUAUUUCCAUUGUUAGAGCGGUCAGUCGAUCAUCUUGUCAAUUAUAAUAGGUCAUCUUUGAUUAAGCGUUGGAGAGCCUGCAUUUGCGUGCGCAGCUGUGACGUCGGCCAACGAAUCCCAAGACUGGAGGACCCGGUUUGCGCUGUCGGCGUGCAUUUGUGUGUGACUGGAAACAUGUCGGCAAGGAUUGUGCACACCGGAAGAUCAAUGAAAUCUACCAAAACCUAAAGAACCAGUGCAAUUUCACAAUUUAAAAGAAUUUGACAUAGUCCAGGACCCUUUUCCACGGUUGUGUUACCUCUCUGACUCGCGUUUUAGCCUAUUCAGUGGUAGAAGUAUCCAAAACGAAUGGUGGAAGUCGAAUAGAGUCUCGAAGUAGGCUAGGCCGAGUGGAGAGUGAAGGGCUCGGCAGGUAGAGACGAGCGCUCGCUUUUGAGGAAUGUUAUCCGUACUCUCCUAUGGAAGAUUGGUUGCGAGGGCUGUCCUUGGCGGACUCUCUCAAACUGAUGGUCGGGACUACAGCCUGGUCACAGCUAGUUGUGGGUUUGGGAAAGACUUUCGUAAGGGGAUAUUGAAGAAAGGGAUGUGCUACGGGGAUGACGCUUGUUUCAUUGCCCGGCAUAGGUCCGCCGAUGUAUUGGGUGUGGCGGAUGGUGUAGGUGGAUGGAGGGACUACGGGGUGGACCCGUCCCAGUUCUCUGCCACCCUGAUGAGGACGUGUGAGCGGCUGGUGAAGGAGGGCCGCUUCACCCCCAGCAGCCCUGUGGGGAUCCUCACGUCAGGCUACUAUGAGCUUCUACAGAACAAAGUACCCCUGCUAGGGAGCAGCACAGCCUGUAUUGUGGUUUUGGACCGACGGAGCCAUCAACUGCACACGUGUAAUCUAGGUGACUCUGGUUUCCUGGUGGUGCGAGGGGGAGAAGUGGUGCACCGCUCGGAUGAACAGCAGCACUACUUCAACACCCCUUUUCAGCUGUCCAUUGCUCCCCCAGGUGCAGAGGGAGUGGUACUCAGUGACAGCCCUGAGGCAGCUGACAGCUCCUCCUUCGACGUCCAGUUGGGUGACAUCAUCCUGACUGCCUCGGAUGGCCUCUUCGACAACAUGCCCGACUACAUGAUCCUGCAAGCGCUCAAAAAGCUCAAGAGUACCAACUAUGACAGCAUCCAGCAGACCGCACAGAGCAUUGCAAAGCAAGCCCAUGAACUGGCCUAUGACCCCAACUACAUGUCCCCUUUUGCUCAGUUUGCCUGUGACAAUGGUCUGAAUGUAAGAGGGGGGAAGCCUGAUGACAUCACGGUGCUGCUGUCCAUUGUGGCAGAAUACACAGACUAAGUGUGUGUGAUGUUUAUUGGAACUGUUCACUUCCUUCCCUCUGUCAGUCUUCCACCUGGCUCCUUCUCAAAUGCAUUGCUUCGUGUUGGACAGACUGGGGAGGCCCCCCCAUCCCUUCACUGACCUUUCUAUCUCACAGCCACAAAAUAGAACACACACUCCUCACCACAGAAUUGGGCUCCAUCUCUAUUCUUCCAUUUUGUUUUGGUACUGUAGUGAGGAGGCAGGCUGCAAGGACUUUCUCAUGUUGAUCGUGAUGCAGAAGGGCAUGUUGGUUCCCCACAUUCAGACUACGACUGAAUGGCAGUCCUGAGUGUAGGCAAGUUUGCUUUUGCAGGGAGUUGUGCUCGGUAGCCCUGAAACAAGCAGCGGUGUUAUACAUCAAAUAAGCCAUGCUUUGGAGUUGUUGGGGAGAUGUGUUUGUGUUGCCUAUACAUUUUGAUUCUGUCUGUGUUGUAGCUGUGUGACUAUCUGUUCCAAGUCGUCUGUGUGUGUGGAUGAAUACUAAGGCUGUGGAAUUGAGGGGCUGGGUUGUUGCGGGGUUUAGAGAGGUUACAGUGACUUGUGAUCAGAAAGGAUGUAGAUCAGCGCGUCAGGGUCUUGGAUUAGGAUACAGGGGUAGCUGGCCAGUAUAAUGUACUAGCUCAGCUAGCAGAGAUCUCUCCAGAGUGCCACCUAUAGGCUAGUCUGAACUGUUCUGCUGGUGCGCACAUCCUCAUGGGUUUGUAAAUAUUGUGUGUCAUGUAACAAGGCAGAGAGUGUCUUCACUGAUAAGGAUGGUUAUUUUGCUGUUGUGYCAGAUGUGUACACAAGCAUUCACAAUCUAUAAAGGGUUGAACCUUGAAGUAAAUACUCUCAAUCCCUCCCUUCCAUGGGCCGAAAGAACCACGAUGUUGACGUGUUCAUACCAUGAUCAUGUUUGACUCGGUAGCCAUGAAAUGAUUGUGUGUGUGUAAAAAGUGGAUGUAGGUUCUUGUUUGAAUGUCUCUUGUUGAUAUGUGUUAACUUGCAACGCUAAUGGUAGCAUCUAGGAAUGCUUUCAACCGAAACAAUAGGUCAGGUAUGAAUUAUUAAACAAAGUUUUAUUUUUAUAUCUUAAUGUUAUUAGUUUGAUAGCCAUUGAUGUGACAGUUGAAAUAUCAUCCAACAUAUGGAUUCACCCUGUGAUUCUUUUGUGAAGCUAUAUUUUGCUCCAUGGAUGGCAAAUAAGAAUCAUGCCAUCUUACUAUUAAGCAAGAAUCCGUCUUUGUGUGGUGGGUGUCAUCUCAAAAUAGUUUUUGUUCUGUCUCCCAAUAACAAUUUACCUGCURCUUUUAUUUUGUCAAUUAAAUGUGUUUAAUACUGUACAUUAUUUGUGUGUGUGUGUGCAAUUUCAUUAUUUCAUGAAAGCUAGAAGUUGAUCAUCCUGUUCUGGUCUUAGCAUGCUGUUAGUUCUUCUUCAUAAUAGCAGAAUACACACCUGUCUGCAUUGUUAGCCAAUGUUUGCUCUGUUAUGAAGCCAGUGCACCAAAGAGGAAAACUUGUUUUUGUUUGGGUUUGGAGAAAUAUCUGCACCUAUACUGUAACAUAAAAUGUAUUUUAAAAUUGAGAGCAUAUCAGUUUGACAGUUAACCCGUCAUUCUGCUURUGGAGAAUGAUGGCCACUCGUAUUUUCGGUGCAAAACAGUCAGAAGACCACUUAGGUGUCUUUUUAGUUGUGCCUAAAAUGCAGUGUGACCAGAACGGGUUUGAUCGUGUGUGUGUGGCUCUAGUUAUGUGACAGGUAGUAUAUGAGAAACAAACAGCAAUGCAGGUUUUUGAAUCCUUAAAGAAACCAAAGAAGGAAAGCCAUAGCUUCACAAGCAUGACCAGGGUACAGCUUUUUAUCUAAACCCUGCAGUCAGGCUAACAGUGUGAUGGAGACCAAUGUUGUCACUAUUGAUCUAGCUUAUUUUAGCAUACAAAUAAUUGAAAAGAACCUCAAUUGUUACAUUUGUGGAGUAAAUACUAUUUAAAUUUGUUUUUAAGUAUUUUUGUCGGUAGCCUUUGAGACUUAAUUUCAUGAAUUUCAUCUGUCCUAUGCAUUCUGUCUUUGCAUGACAAGCUGUCUUUGUCCAAGCUAUUUGUACUAUUGGAAUUUGCUUACCUGCAAAUGUGCCCCUGUCACACACAGCUUGCCUCGCCUCCAAAUGUUUGUCUGAUUUGCUCACCUUCAUUUUAAGGUUGUCUUUCAAACACUUAAACAUGCAAUCUUAGUAACACAACUCUAAUUUUUUACUCUUUCUGACAGUGAGGGUUCAGUAUGUGUUAAUGAAUAAUUAUCUUAAUACCUGAUCUGAUUUUGAGAUGAAGUCAUCCUCUAUGGUUUAAGGACACUUUUCUGUUACAUGUGCUGAACCAGGAAGGGCGGGGCAGGUUGUAGUGCUGUUUAUUGAUAAUGGUGAGGACCGAUUCCGCCUUAACAAAUAGAUCUGUACCGUCCUAUCAAGAGGCCUUGUCUGGCAGUGCAAGCCAGUCUCGUUUCGACUUGUAUGUUGCUCAGUGUUCAAUUAUGUCCCUCUUUUUCUGUCCAUGCUCUGAGUUUUUCGGUGGUGCUUCUGCAGUCAAGACAAGUUUAUUUAUUUUAAAAAAAAAAUUUCUCUAGCAAGCAAUGUUUCAGUAUGAAAGCUACAUGUGUGUUAAGUGUAAUAAUGCAGAACUAGUUUCUGUAAAUGUUUUCAAAGUUGUAAAAUAUUCAAAUAAAGAAUCUAGUAUUUGUACUAAAA